Messenger RNA from Rotaria sp. Silwood2, 630 nucleotides. NCBI's taxonomy places the organism in Eukaryota, Metazoa, Rotifera, Eurotatoria, Philodinida, Philodinidae. The record is from the annotation of a GenBank genome assembly.
AUGAGUCGUAAAAUUCAAUUAACAUUAGGUCGUCAAAAUGAUGAAAUAUUUAUUCCAUCAACAAAUCCAAGUACACAAGAUGAUGUUAAACAAUUAGAAGAACGUUUUCAUAUGCAAUUAUAUAAAGAAUUAGCACUUGAAAAUGGUUUAUGUCCAAAACGUCGUCAAAUAUAUGAUGAUUUAUUUGAUGAACUUAUUCGUAUAACUAAAAUUCAUUGUUUUGAACGUGGUCAGUUACUUGAACGAAUUAAAAAUGAACAUCAACAAUGGAUGAAUACAUACGAAGAAUUAUAUUCAAGUAGUAUGGCCUAUGCUAUUAGACAAUAUUUAUAUAGAAUGGAAGAAAAAAAACAUUUAGAACUUACGAUCGAUAAUUUAGAAAAUGAUUGUCAACAAUUACGUAAUGAACUUGAAAAAGAAUCAAUUAAAUUUCAAAAUUUAACUGAACAACUUGAUCAAAAUAAUCAACAAGAAGAUAAUAAAUUGCAUAAAUUACAUAAUACUGUUAAGUUUUUUCGUGCACAACAUACAAGAUUUCAAAAUGAUCUUGAAAAUACAUUAAAUCAAAUUUUAUCAUCAACUAUUUUUCUUGGAGAUUCAAUCGAUGAUGAGAAGAAAAAAACAACAUAA